UCACAAUGAGCGGAAGGUGACCUGUAAGCAUCCAGUCUCUGGUCUUCCUUCACAAGACAACUGCAUCUUUGUCGUCAACGAACACGUGACUUCUGCAAAGCUUGUCCACCCCGUUACAGAUCCUGGUACAGUCAACCCUGUUACGGUCAACCCUGUUACGGUCAACCCUGUUACGGUCAACCCUGUUACGGUCAACCCUGUUACAGUCAACCCUGUUAUGGUCAACCCUGUUACAGCCAAUCCGGUUACAGACCCUAUUACAGACCCUGUAUCAAACAGGCCUAAGGCUCCAGAGCAGGCUCCAUCAGAGGAGAGUGACAGAGUGAAGAAGGAGCGCCCGAUGAGCACCAUGAGCGAGGCGUCUAACUUCACAGGAGGGUCAGACUAUAGCACCUACCCUGGCAGCAGCCCCGCCACACGGCCUUCGAGGUCUUACAAAAAGGUCCAUAACUUUGGCAAGAGGUCCAACUCUAUUAAGAGGAACCCCAAUGCCCCGGCGGUCAAGAGCAACUGGCUUUACAAACAGGACAGCACGGGGAUGAAGCUAUGGAAGAAGAGGUGGUUUGUGCUGUCUGACAUGUGCCUGUUUUACUACAGAGAUGAGAAGGAGGAGGGCAUCCUGGGUAGUAUCCUGCUGCCCAGCUUCCACAUCUCCAUGCUGUCUGUCGACGACCACAUCAGCAGGAAAUACGCCUUCAAGGCGACCCACUCCAACAUGAGGACAUACUACUUCUGCACAGACACGGCCAAAGACAUGGAGUCCUGGAUGAAAGUGAUGACGGACGCAGCCCUGGUCCACACAGAGCCAAUCAGAAGACUGGAUAAGUUGAAGGUGGACCGCUGCUGUCCCCAGGAGGUGAACAACAUCCUGAACCACAACCGGGUCUUGACCAGACCAGAGAUCCAGAACAACGAGAGGAACCGUGAGCCGCGCCAGCCCUCCCUCACCUGCAGCAUGGACCGCACGGACGGGGACAGGAAACACAACACCCUCCAGAGAGAGAGGGAACGCUACACGCUGCAGAAAGACGGAGAGAGAUACUCCCUUCAGAAAGACGGGGUGAGCUACACGCUGCAGAGAGACGGAGAGAGGUACCUGUUGCAGAAAGACGGAGAGAGGUACGCCCUGCAAAAAGACGGGGAGCGGUAUUCCUUGCAGAAAGAUGGAGGCGAACGAUAUGCUGUGCAGAAAGAUGUUCAAAUGGAGAAAUACGCACCUCAGAAAGAUGGGGAGAAGUACUUGGUACAGAAAGAUGGAGAGAGAUAUGCACUGCAAAAAGGAGAGAGAUACACCCUCCAAAAAGAUGGACAGACAUACAACUACCAGAAAGGGGUAGAGAGACAAACGUCUAUGACUGAGAAAGAUCGGUCAGAUCGUUAUGGGACCCUUGAUGAAAGACAGAAGUAUAAAACCCUACGGGAAGGAAGUAAGUGUGGUACCCUGAGGGAUGGAGAUAAGUAUGGGACGCUCGAUAAGUAUGGUACCCUUAGGGAAGUGGAUAAGUAUGGAACCCUCCGUGAAGGGAACAAGUAUGGAUUCCAGAGGGAUGGCAGUGCUGAGAGGCCUCUGACUAAAAUCAACAGCAUCAAGCUCCAACCAGCCCAGGCAGCAGCCAUCGCAGCAGCAGUUACAGCCUCCCGCCAGUUACAGGUCUCCCAGCACAUGGCCCCACCACAGGUCAACGGCUCUGGGGAGCGGGCUGGGGACCACAGCCCAGGGGAGGUGGUAGGCACCCUGGGGAGAGGAGCAGGAAAGGCCCAGGAGCCACCUCAGAACCAGACCCAGAACCAGCAGGCCCAGGAGCCAGAGAAGAGUCUGACCAGAACAAACUCCAUGAGGCAGCUGGAGAACUGGGUUAGGACCCAGAGGACACAAGAGGAUGACGAUACCAGGAGCAUCACCUCCUACCAGACCUUGCCCCGCAACAUGCCCAGCCACCGUGCCCAGAUCGUUCCCCGCUACCCRGAGGGCUACCGUACCCUCCCCAGGAACAUGCUGUCCCGACCUGAAAGCAUCUGCAGCGUGGCCGGCUCCGUCUACGACCGCGCCCUGGCUCCCACAUCCAACUCAGACAAGAGGCGCUCCAUGAGGGACGACACCAUGUGGCAGUUGUAUGAGUGGCAGCAGAGGCAGGCCUUCUCCAGGCAGGGCCCYCCACCACCAGGCCACUACGGGACCCUGCCCAGCCCCAAGACCAUGGGGAACAUCUCUGUGCACCAGGGGGUGGCCCACUCCAUCCCCACAUCCCCCUCCCAUGGAUCCCUGGCCCUCUACCACACCUUCUCCCCUCCGGGCCAGCACCGCAGAGACAACCCACCAGGGUCUGAGAGUGAGGUCCUGUCUCAUCACCUUCAGAGGAACCUCAUGUAUCUGGACAGCCAGACGAAGGACAAUGAGCCGUUAAUCUUCAUGAUUCACACUAUGAUUGAGAACUCUGCUCCAAGGCCUCAACUGUACCAGCAAAUCAGCCCUGAGGACUACAAAGACAACUCCUACAGCCACCAGAGGCCAGAAGACAUCGACAUAGACACUAAGCUGAGCAGACUAUGUGAGCAGGACCAAGUGGUGAGAACACAGGAGGAGAAACUACAGCAACUACACAGAGAGAAGCACACCCUGGAGACGGCUUUGCUGUCUGCCAGUCAGGAGAUAGAGCAGAGCUCUGACAACCCAGCAGCCGUACAGAGCCUUAUACAGCAGAGAGACGUACUGCAGAAUGGACUGCUCAGUACCUGUAGAGAACUGGCACGGGUCAACACUGAGUUGGAGCGGUCGUGGAGGGAGUAUGAUAAAAUGGAGUCUGGCGUCUCUCUGGCCAAAACCAACCUGUUGGAACAGCAGAGACCCUGGGCAGCCCACAGGAAGUCUCUCUCACUCUACAGAACCUCCCAGCCAGCAGCAUGUCCAGAUCAGAAGGAGCUGUGGAGGAUCCAGGAUGUGAUGGAGGCUCUGGCCAAGAACAAACCCCAGAGGACCACUGACACUGCCCCCCGCCCACCCCUGCCCCAGUCCUACGGCUCAACAGAGCGCCCUCCCGCUGUACCCCCCCUUCCCUCCCCCUCGGGCACCCGUCCGCCACCACACACAAGCAAGCACGGCCAGAGGAACGGAACACACAGCAGUCAAGGCCCAGACUACCGUCUGUAUAAGAGUGAGCCAGAGCUGACCACUGUAGCCGAGGAGGUGGACGAUAACAACGGAGAGGACAAUGACAAGGACAGACUACAGACAGGGCUGACCACAGACAAGGAGCCUGCGGCCACUAAAGUCCCAUUAGGAGUACCAGUCUACCCAGUGGGUAUCGUGCCAUCCAGGACCAAAUCCCCCAUGAGCCCCCCAGAGUCCUGCACCAUCGCCUCCUACGUCACCCUGAGGAAGAGCAAGAAGCCUGACCCCAGGACUGACCGUCCUCACAGUGCGGUGGAGCAGACAUGCGGACCGGGGGAGCGGGAGAGCGGCAGAGCCAGGAUGAGUGUAGAGGAGCAGCUGGAGAGGAUCAGGCGACACCAGCAGGCCUCGCUCAAGGAGAAGAAGAGAAGUAGCAGCAGUAUUUCCCCCUCACGCUCGCCAUCCUUCUCCAAGGAGAACCCCUUCAUUACACAGGUCAGGCGAGAGGUGGUGUUCUCCACAGACACCCAGGAGCUGGAGGCAGCACUGCAAGACCUGGAGGAGGUCAGAGACCGAGUUACAGAGCAGCUGGAGAGGGACAGGACUGCAGCRGUGGKGCUGGAGAGAGACCGAGGUGCAGAACUGGAGCUGGAGAGAGACAGGGCUGCAGCAGCUGCUGAAGAAGAAAUGGAGAGGGGUCGAGCUGCAAUAGAAAAGCUGGAGCGAGACAUGACUGAGGUGGCUGCAGUGGUGGAGCAGGAGAUGGCCAGGACUGCUGUGGCUGUAGAAGAGGAGAUGGACAGGGCUGCAGAAUUGGAGCUGGAGAGAGACCGGGCCGCAGUAGCAGCAGCUGCAGAAGAAUUGGAGAGAGCUAGAGCUGCAGCUGAAGAACUAGUCAGAGAGAGGACUGCAGUGUCUUCAGAAGAGGCGCUAGAUAUUGACAAGGCUGCAGUGGUGGAGCUGGAGAUGGAAAUCACUGUGGUGGAAGAGAUCAGCUACAGAGCUGAGGAGGUGGAUGUCAUCCCUGUCCCCAGGCUGAGUGAGGAGGAGCCACAGCCCCAGACGGAGAGCUCCAACAUGGACACAGAGGUGUCAGAGACCCAGAUGAUGGUGAUAUCAGAUCAGGGUMUGAAGCCCCUGUAUGUUCAGUACCUGAUCCCUGGACAACAUCAACAGCAGGGGGAGAGGGAGACAGAGAGGAGAAACACCCACACUCCCAACACCCUCAUUCCCCACAACAGUUUGCCAGCUGCUGUGUCAGAAGCACUGACUCCUGAACCUGAGGAGGAUGUGAUGCAGAGUGAGGCGAUGCGAGGGGAGGCCCCGGAGCAUGAGACCCAGGGGAACAACAUUGACAUAUCCUAUGAACUACCAGCAGAGGGAGCUAAACUCAACAACAACCUGAUGGCAGUGAAAAGCCUGCCCUGUCCGCCCCAGUCCUCCUCUCCUUCUCCUCCUCAACUCACUGACGGAUCCCACUUCAUGUGUGUGUAGACGUGUCGAGGAGGUGGUUAUGUGAACUGAACUACACUCAACAUUGACCUUUGUGAGCAGUGACUCAUAAGCGAUGCCAGUCUGAAGAUCCAAGAUGGCAUCCUACAGAGCCAAGAUGGCACCAGCCAGCCUGCACAGAGCAUGCCCAGUAGCUCUGUGUGUAUACAGUAGAAACGACUGUAGCCAGACAGACAGAAAGAGUAGAUGCACAGGCCUGCUCGUAUUACUUACUGCCUGCCUACACAAUAACUGCGAUACAAAACUCUCUCAUUCACACAGAGAUCUCAGAGGACAAGAUAGUAUUACAGAGUGAUAAUUGAUUAUUAUUAUUACAGGUAUUAUGAUGGUCUGUUAUUUUGGACAUGUUCUGUGAGGAUGCGUUGAGUGUCUGAGCUGAGCACUGCUGUAACGAGGAGAGGACUGUACAGUU
Messenger RNA from Salvelinus sp. IW2-2015, 5033 nucleotides. NCBI's taxonomy places the organism in Eukaryota, Metazoa, Chordata, Actinopteri, Salmoniformes, Salmonidae. The record is from RefSeq and is a predicted model, not a curated record.